Colletotrichum phormii is the source of this 615-nucleotide messenger RNA. RefSeq lists its product as uncharacterized. The transcript has 5 exons. The coding region runs from base 1 to 615 and encodes 204 amino acids. The record is from RefSeq and is a predicted model, not a curated record. NCBI's taxonomy places the organism in Eukaryota, Fungi, Ascomycota, Sordariomycetes, Glomerellales, Glomerellaceae.
AUGAAGGGAGUCAACACAGCCAUCGGAGGCGUCAUUGUGACACUCAUUGGUCUGACACAGGCCAACUCCGAUAUUGUUCCCCUCUUUACCAAUGGCGCAGCGUACAUCCAAGAGGCUAGCGCAACUCUCGUUCUUCCCAAGCUUCCUAGCACUGUCUCGGGAGAUGUUGCCAUUUGGAGUGCCAUCAUGAUGGAAAAUGAGGCAUCGUUCCUGCAAGGAGUAACGUCCAAUUCUCCUAGUGGGUCAUACUGUAACGACGGAGGAAAGAGUUGGUGCAACUUCGCCUACACUCUGGUUGACAAGCUGAACUCGGCGACGAGCCUCUGGGACCAAGAUGUCUACAUAGACAACAAGCUUGCCUCCUCUGUCUCGACCAGCAAAGGACAGAAAGGAAAUAUCUUUUACAUCUCUAUUGAGUGCGCCUCCGGCGGCUGCGCUGAGCACCCCGCCCACAGCUGGAAGGACGUCUCCAUUGUGCUUAGCCAGGCUGACCAAAGCUUCGGGCACACCGGAGGCUGGGAACAUGGUGCUACUGGCGGCGACAUGUCAACACCCGAUGGCGGUAAGACUCGGAACUUCAGCACUCUUAACAUUCCGGCACAGAAGGCCGAGUAA